AUCCGCUCAGUGCUGCGACGGUUCCCAAGCGAUUCAGAUCGGCGGAGAUAUAGCUAUAGCCGCCCAUAUAGCCCAGUCAUCGGCGAUAGUCAAAGUCGAAAGCAAAGCCAGCCGAGGGCCAACUAACGGCACACUCGAGACAGUCGGCAGAAAGACAGUCGAUAAGAUUAACGCCAACUUAAUUAAAACUAACGAAAAGCCAGGCACCAAACAAACGAUCGAUCGAUCGAUCGUAACUCGUCUAUAUAGUCCUAGCCUUAGAUAAUACCAUAGAACUCAGCCAACUCGAGUGGUGCUCGUCCAAGUGAUUUGUAAUCUGUGAUUGUGCUUCGGUUCGAGAACUGAAAAGUGUGUGAUUUACCCCAGGGGAAUUGUCCAUAUCCUGAGUUCGGAUCCUCGAGGGAUCCUCCGGGCCAAGAGAAGAUGUACGUGGCCAACACCACCGGCGGCCUGAUGCUGCAGACCAUGUUGUACCUGGCCAAUCACACCAGUCGGGCGGCCGUCAACACUUUGGUCGACCUGCCACCAGCCCCCAAAAGCGAUAUCAACGAGGUGAAGUGCUUCGGGGUCUACGGCUGCUUUCCCAUCAAUGGACCGUGGAACACGGUGACGCGUUCGAUAAAUGUGCAUCCCCAGAAGCCAUCGGAGAUCGAGCCCCAUUUCACGCUCCAUCUGCGCAAGGAGCUGGAUCAGCCGAAGUACCUCGAUCUCAACGAUCCGGACAGCGUGCAAAGCAUGGGCAUCGAUGCCAGGGGCAAGAUCUUCCUGCUCGUCCACGGCUACCUGGAGUCGGGGGAGAUUCCCUGGAUGUGGGACAUGGCCAAGGCUCUGCUGGCCCACGAGCCGGAGGGUCGGGCAGCCGUCGUUUUAAUUGAUUGGGGUGGCGGCGCCAGUCCGCCAUAUGUCCAGGCAGUGGCCAAUAUCCGGCUGGUGGGCGCCAUCACCGCCCAUGUGGUGCACAUGCUGUACGAGGAGCUGCGGCUGCCCAAUCUGGACAAUGUCCACAUCAUCGGCCACUCGCUGGGCGCCCAUCUCUCCGGCUAUGCGGGCUAUCAUCUGCAGCAUGACUUUGGGCUGAAGCCAGCCAGGAUCACGGGUCUAGAUCCUGCCGCUCCCCUCUUCACCGACACCGAUCCCAUCGUGCGGCUGGACAAGACGGACGCCCACUUCGUGGACAUCGUGCACACCGACGCCAAUCCCCUGAUGAAGGGCGGCCUGGGCAUCAACAUGCGGCUCGGCCACGUCGACUUCUUUCCCAACGGCGGCUUCGAUAAUCCCGGCUGCAACAAGAAGUUCCAGGACGUCGUCAAGAAGAAGACGCUCUUCCUCACCAUGCAGGAGUUCCUCGGCUGCAACCACAUCCGCAGCCAGCAGUAUUUCACCGAGAGCAUCGGCUCGCAGUGCCCCUUCCUCGGAAUAACCUGUGAUUCCUUCGAGAGCUUCAAGGACACGAAGUGCACCAGCUGCGAGGAGCCGGGCCACACGUGCCUGCGCAUGGGCUACCACAGCCAGGAGGACUACCAGGAGCAGGUGGAUCUCGGCCAGCUGCAGCAGGGCGACUCGCCGGGCGUCUUCUACCUGUGGACGGGCGACAGCAAGCCCUUCUGCCGGCUGCACUACAGGAUCACGGUGCGGGUUUCGGGCCACGACGAGAGCACCCUGCAUGGCGGCGAGGUGGGCAUCCUGUCCAUCCAGCUGCACGACGCCCUGCUGAAGGCGAGCGGAGGCAAAAAGGAGCGAGCCGCCACGGAGAUGAUGAAGUUCUCCCCGAAGGCCAUGUACUUUGAGCCGGGCUACGAGUACAAAGCCCUGGUGGCCGGACGGAAUCUCCGGGAGCCGGAAUAUGCGACCGUCAAUUGGGAGUACCCGACCAACAUACUGAAUCCACUCACCUGGCGCAUCCUCUCGGCGCCACGAAUCUACUUGGAGUACAUCCUCAUCGAGGCCAUGGAGUCCAGUGAGCUCUACCUGAAAUUGUGUCCCCAACACGAGGGUUCCAUUCUCGCGGGCGCCGAAAAUGUCCUGCGCUCCAGCUAUUGCAAGGAUUAGAUAACGAAAUCGGUUUAGUUAGGAACCCAUCAACUUUAGUAGCUUAUUGGUUAAUUGACUAUCCGACAUCGAAUUGUAUGCAAAAUGCUAUUCUAAAAUUCCAAUUCGAUCUUGA
Messenger RNA from Drosophila takahashii, 2164 nucleotides. Its product is annotated as pancreatic triacylglycerol lipase. The record is from RefSeq and is a predicted model, not a curated record. Gene Ontology annotation, molecular function: lipase activity; carboxylic ester hydrolase activity. Lineage: Eukaryota; Metazoa; Arthropoda; Insecta; Diptera; Drosophilidae. Gene Ontology annotation, biological process: lipid catabolic process.